Messenger RNA from Sycon ciliatum, 5427 nucleotides. RefSeq lists its product as uncharacterized. Gene Ontology annotation, biological process: DNA integration. The transcript has a single exon. The record is from RefSeq and is a predicted model, not a curated record. Gene Ontology annotation, molecular function: nucleic acid binding. NCBI's taxonomy places the organism in Eukaryota, Metazoa, Porifera, Calcarea, Leucosolenida, Sycettidae. Bases 1 to 5427 code for a protein of 1808 amino acids.
AUGGCCGAUGUCGCCGAGCAGGCUGCUGAGCUGGAGUUGCCAGCAUCCCCUGCCUCACUCGCCUCAUCGAUGAGAUCGUCCUCCUCCGUGAAACGGCAAAAAGCGGAGGCCAAUUUGGAGAUGGCACGACGUUUGAUGGCAAUUGAGGAGGCGGAUGCGCAAGAACGACUGGAUAGGCAGAGGCGUGUGCUUCAAUUGGAGUUGGAGGCGCGCCAUGCCCAAAUCGACAGCACCUCGUCCUCUCGUUCGCGACGAUCGUCUCGUCCUGCAUCCAGUGCGCCGACACAGCAUUUGAGGCCGUUGUUGGCAUCGUCGACUACCCGAUCAGCAGCGUCGUUGAUCAGCUCUGGCCAGGAGAAUAAAGUAGAAGUAAGCUCAUCUCAGCCCCGAUUAGAAACAGUGUGUAAACUUCCGGGAAAGUCCGCCUUGACCGCUACUAGGCAUUGGGUAGAGACCCAGAAACCCGGCACUGCACACGCCACACUUGCGGCAGGGACAACAGCAACAAAGCCAGCUCAGGAGAGUCCUGAGGCUGGAGGCCUGCACCCAGCGCAAGCAGCAAACGGCAUGCAGAAGUUUCUGAUCCGACAGACGGUUGGUCGUGACUUGCCGGCAUUCUCUGGCGACUCGGAGGAGUGGCCCAUAUUCGCCUCGACCUACCAGAGGACGUCAGACGAGUGUGGGUUUUCGCCAUCGGAAAAUGUAAUUCGGCUGCAACGUUGCCUGAAAGGCCCAGCCAAGGCUGCCGUCGGAGCGAUGCUCACCGUGCCGGAGAACCUGCCGACGGUACUCCAAGUCCUCGAAAGCCGGUUUGGUCGACCGGAUGCUGUGAUUGCUGCCAUGAUCGGGAAAGCCAAGGCCAUUGGACAGGUCAAGCCAGGAGACUUUGAUAGUCUUAUCAACCUGUCCACUGCUGUGACGACUCUAGUUACUACCAUGGAACACCUUCGAAGUGAAGGUCACAUGUAUAACCCUCAGCUACGUCAAGAGCUUGUUGGUAGGUUGCCAACAUCCCUGCGACUGCAGUGGGGAGAAGUACUUGUGCGUCAGGGUAGCCAUGACAUCAGCUUGCGAGUGUUUUCUUUGUGGCUGGCGGACAAGGCUGAAGCAGCUGUGCGCGUCGUGGAUCUGCCGGGUACCCGAACCGACAAGACGCAGCGGGUGUACAGUCACCAGGAAGUUUCGGCAGUACACAGCACAGCAGCAGCGACGGCACCAGCAAGUGCAACCAGUAAAACUCAGUCAGCCUGCCUUUGCUGCAAACAAGUGCAGCAUGCCCUCAGUAAGUGUUCAACAUUCACGAAGCUUGGCCAGAAAGCCCGUUUUGAGCUGGUAAAACGUCAUCGUCUUUGCUUUUCUUGCCUGGCCAGUGGACACGCUACCAGGGAGUGUGGCAGCAGGAAGCAGUGCAGUGAGCCUGACUGCAAGUACCACCAUCACGUGCUCCUGCACAAGGGCAAGGCCGCAGAGAAGCCAGUCGACACUUGUGGGCACACUGGUAUUCCUGGUACAACCCGAGUGUUGCUGAGAGUGUUGCCAGUGACGGUUAGUGGCCCAAAGGGCUGUGUGGAGACACUUGCUCUGCUGGACGAAGCCUCAACUGUCACGCUCAUGGACAAGGCCUUAGCGGAUGACAUAGGUGCUGUUGGACAGUCGGAUCCCCUGCAUAUGGCAUGGACGAAUUCGACGACGCACACGGACAACUCGUCAUGCAGAGUCUCUGUAUCGGUCAAUGGCAGCGAUGGCACCCAGCAUCAAAUGGAUGAUGUGAGAACAGCCAAGGACCUCAAGUUGCAUUCGCAGUCAAUAGAUGGCAGAGGGCUGGCGAGUCGAUGGCCUCAUUUAGAUGACUCCAGAGUGGCGUCGUACCCAGCAGUACAACCGAGGAUGCUCAUUGGGCAAGACAAUGGACACCUCACAGUGGCACGUGAAGUCGUCGAAGGCCCGCCAAAUGCACCUAUGCUGACGAGAACCCUUCUUGGUUGGGUAGUGCAUGGUCGCAUUGGAGCCCGGACUCACCAAGAUCAACUCGAACCGGAGGCGAUCUACCACAUCUGGCAGCCUGAGUCGGAUUUGCACCAACUAGUGAAAGAGUCAUUCACCAUUGAGAACUUUGGCGUUGUACCGUCUGCUUCUGCUGGCAAGCCAAAGGCCAUGAUCCGUGCUGAACGUAUCCUGAACGACACCACGGUUCGCGUUGGUGACCGGUAUGAGACAGGCCUCCUCUGGAAGUCAGAUCAGCCCAAGCUUCCGUCCAGCCAAGACAUGGCUUUCAACCGUCUAAUGGGCAUAGAAAGAAAGAUGGCUAAGUCUCCAGAAUUCGCAGCAGAGUAUGCCCAGAAGAUCGAUGAGUACGUUCAGAAAGGCUACGCUCGUAAGCUAACACCAGCAGAGGCUGCCGAGCAAACCGCACAUACUUGGUACUUACCACAUUUCGCUGUGUUCAAUCCGAACAAGCCCGGGAAGCUGCGUUUCGUAUUCGACGCGGCCGCCAAAGCUAGAGGGAUGUCGCUAAAUGACGCACUGCUCCCAGGCCCAGAUUUGCUGAACCAGCUCGUGGGUGUCCUGAUGAAGUUCCGCCAACGUGCUAUUGCCUUUGCGGCUGACAUCAAAGAGAUGUUUCAUCAAGUUCGGAUACGCCUAGAAGACCAGCCAGCUCAGCGCUUCUUGUGGCGACAACCUGGUGAGACUGGCCCGCCUGACACGUACGUCAUGGAAGUCAUGAUCUUUGGCGCAGUGUCAUCGCCAUGCUCCGCACAGUUCACGAUGCGGCGCAAUGCUGAGGAGCACCGCGAGGAAUUCGCUGCUGUAGCCGCAGCAUGCGAGGAGAACUACUACAUGGAUGACUACCUGGACAGCGUCGACACUACCGACCAGGCGGUACAGCGUGUAGCCGAUACAAUUGAGAUCCAGCAGCGAGGCGGGUUUACGUUUCGCAACUGGAUUAGCAACUGUAACGAAGUGAUGAUGAGUGUGCCAGCUGAUAUGAGAGCAGCUGGAGUCGUUGACCUCAGCUCACAACUGCCUGUGGAGCGCAUGCUGGGUCUUCGGUGGGACCCGAACAGUGACGAGUUCCUGUUUCAACUCAACGUGACACGCCGAGAGCAGCUGUCUGCCGCGCAUCCCACCAAGCGAUCCCUACUCAGCAUCGUCAUGUCAGUUUUCGACCCGCUAGGCUUCCUGGCUGCGUUUGUCAUUGCCGCACGGAUACUCCUCCAGGACAUCUGGUUGAGCGGCAUCGGUUGGGAUGAUGAGAUUCCACCCGAGCUGCUAUCACGCUGGCAGAUCUGGUGUGGACAGCUGCUGGAGAUCAGCAAGUUCAGAAUCUCACGUGCGUACUCCUGUUUCACGUCGUCCGCUACUGACUUGUCUCUACAUGUGUUCUGCGAUGCCAGCAGUAAAGCGUUUGCGGCAGUGGCGUACCUGAGAGUGGAGCACGCAGCUGACGUCGAGUGCAGCUUGGUUGCCGCCAAGACUAGAGUAGCCCCGCUGAAACCAACAUCCAUUCCACGUCUGGAGCUCCAAGCUGCAGUGCUUGGCUGUCGACUCGCCCAGAUGUUAGCUCAAGAGCAUGGGCUUAAGUGGCACAGCACCUGUUUCUGGUCAGACUCCAGAACUGUUCUCCAAUGGAUCAAGUCAGAUGCGCGACAGUUCAAGCCGUUUGUCGCUCACCGAGUAGCUGAGAUCUGCGACGCCAGUGAGGCCAGCAGUUGGCACUGGGUACCAACACUGCUAAAUGUUGCAGAUGAUGCAUCUCGUGGUAUCUCCAUGCACGAGCUGAGUUGCGGCCGAUGGAAGUCUGGUCCGGAAUUUCUAAUGCAGUCACGGGAAGCGUGGCCAGCUGCACCCGCAACGUCGGAUGAGUGCAUCGACACGACCGAAGUGAAGAAGGAGUUUGUUGCGGCGACAACAUCCCCGCCAAGGCCCCAGCAAAUUGCCGAAGCGCUGCCUGACGUCAACCGAUUCUCGUCAUGGAAACGUCUCAUCUGCACAACCGCGUAUGUUGCCAGGUUCAUCGCAAACACACGGGCCAGAGUUCGCGGCCAAACUGUCGAAUCAACCGCAGCCAUCUCAGCCAAGGAAAUGGAUGCGGCCGAGCAGCUCUGGAUGAAAUCUGUGCAGGCAGAGUGUUUUGCCGAAGAAGUGGCUUUGUUGAGCGGUGGCCAGCCUGUCAGCACCAGCAGUCGUCUACGACAGCUAGCGCCAGCCAUUGAUGAGGACGGGAUCCUGCGGGUUCAGGGUCGCCUCACACAUGCGACGGAAAUGACGUACAGUGCGAAACAUCCGGCUAUCCUGUGUCCGAAGCAUAGGUACACACAGCUCCUAGUCCAUGAAUACCAUCUGCGUUCUGGCCAUCAUGGACACGAGAGGACAUUGAAUGAGCUUCGCCAGCAGUACUGGGUGACGACAGGUCGAGCAGCUGUGAAGCGAGCAUGGUCUGAGUGUCAAUACUGCAAGAACCAACGAGCCAAUUCCAAGCCACCUGUAAUGGGAAAUCUACCUGUCCAGCGCUUGACCCCGUUUCUGCGACCAUUCACGUUCACCGGGCUGGACUAUUUUGGGCCGUUGCACAUCAAGAUCGGGAGGCGCCGCGAACUACGCUACGGUGCGUUGUUCACAUGUCUGAGUACCCGCGCUGUACAUUUGGAAGUGGCUCACUCUCUGAACACUGAUAGUGCCAUCAUGGCAAUCAGGCGAAUGUGCGCCCGGCGAGGUUGCCCCCAAGAAAUCCACUCGGAUAAUGGAACCAAUUUCCGAGGAGCUGACAGGGAGCUGAAGGCGGCAUUGGAAGAUUUCCGCCAAGACCGACUAGCUGCUGAGUGUUCCAGUAAGGGCAUCUCAUGGCACUUCAACCCGCCACUUGCUCCCCACAUGGGUGGAAGCUGGGAGCGCCUCGUCAGAGCAGUGAAGAUCGCUAUGAAAUCCGUCAUGAAGGAGCGUGUCGUGACAGAAGAAGUACUAGCCACAGUCUUCGCUGAAGCCGAGCAACUCGUGAAUAGUCGGCCGCUGACUCACGUCUCAGUAGAUCCUGAUGAUGAAGAGUCCCUCACACCCAACCACUUCCUCAUUGGGUCCAGUAGUGCAACUAGUCGGCCAGGCGUGUUUGUAGAUGCUGAUUUGUGCCUGAGGAAGCACUGGCGGAUUGCACAGAAGAUCACCGACGAAUUCUGGAAGAGGUGGAUCUUGGAAUACCGGCCAGAACUCACCAGGCGGAGGAAGUGUCAGGACGGCACACCGUCACUGGCUGUAGGUGAUGUCGUGGUGAUCGUCGACAGCAACCAGCCACGAGGGCAGUGGCCUCGGGGCCGACUAGAGGCUGUACACCCGGGCAGUGAUGGCGUUGUGCGGGUGGCAGAUGUGCGCACCAAGUCUGGACUGUACCGGCGCCCAGUCGUUAAGCUUGCCAAGCUGGACGUGCUGCGCUAA